UUAUUCAACUGUUUCGCGUCGGAUGGGACGGAUCGAGUCGAAAUCGAAACCACGUUCUCUUGCCUACCCAGACGCGUCGAGCGAGGUAAAGAAUGUUUAACGGUCAACGGAGGUAGCAAUACGAAACAUCGUGAAACGACGCGUCGCGCCACCGAAUCUCGUUCUGGGAAUCAGUCUAGAACGGUGAAUUAAUUGAAUGAGGUGAUCGCAGCUGAAAGUUAUAAAUUUCUUCAAGUAGUGAAAUAAAGAAUGAGUGCUUUGUGAUAGUGAUAUGGCGGGACAGAAAUUCUUUCAUGGCCUCACCGAGGCCAUGAUCAAUCGAGCAUCGGAUCGACCAGAUCGUCAGAAAUCCAGCUUUUACUGGCCGGAUGAGUACAUGCAGGAACCAGAAGAAACGUACAAAACUUCCAGCCGCCGCCAAUCGACGGCAUCGUCGGUAGUAUCAACGCCCACCCAGGGAUGUGCCAGUCCUGCCAGUGAGUACGAGUCGGCCGAUGUUCUGAAACAGCGCCACAAAAACAAUGCCGAGUCGCACAUCUCGUUCUACGACGAGUGUGAUUCCUCCUUCUCAGAAAUCGCACGCGAUCGCCAGCGAGAGAAGUUAAGAAUAGAACAAUUUCUCCGCGAGCAAAGCGACGACGUUAGUGAAAUGGCCAAAACGCGCCGUCAGAACACUCUGAAAUCAAGAAUUCAGUUCUACGAUUUCGCUGAACCAGGAGACCGAUCGCCGCCAAAGUCCGUGUCCCCCACUAAACCAUUCACAAACGGACACCAUCCACCACAAACCCCAGAGCAAGCAGAGCCAAGCCGCUACAGUCCCAUGUCCAAUGGGGGUGGCAGCGUCGACCGCUCCCGCAGGCAACUCUCCUCGCCGGGAGGAUCGUUCGAGUACCACUACUCGGCACGCUACACCGGAAGCUACGACGACUUCGAGGACGACGACCGGAGCUACAAAUCAACAGAGUUGAAUUUCAGCCCGCCGGGAACGCCCUCGGGCGACGUUCCGGAACACAAACGCAACUCGCAGCGCCACUUGCAAUCGAGCAUCAAUUUUUGCAACGGCGUCGCAGUUGCCGACGAUGACGAGGCGCCGCGCAAAACUGUUAGCGUGCGGGAGGCGGCCGCCACGCAGCGCGUGGGAGUCGGAUUACCAAAUCUGUAGCAUUCGAUGUGUGAGGAGGGGAGAAUGUUUGUUGCGGGGGGCGGGGACGAAGGAAGAGUGCAAUGAAACGAGUGAGACACAAUGAAAAGUGAAUAUUCUUGAGAUCAACCUACCUACUAAAGUUAGAGAAGUUCUGAACGUCUUUGGAGUGGAAGUGUGUUGGUGUGUUGAUUUACAACUGGCCCGAAUAUUUAGCAGCGAAGAAUGGACGACAUGUGUUUAUGGUGUUUACCCGCGGAAGUGUCCCCGCAGCGGACGCCCAGAGACGAGAGAUUGGCUGUUUAUGGAGAACAACGGCAUCAUUCGCAUCGGCCUCCAAAAGCAGUCAACGGCCAACACAAACCAGACACCGUAGAUACAGCAACCUUUCGAGCUGACACCCGAUCAAUGGACGUGUAUUACUCUCCGCAGUGUAAUAAUAAUGUACCACGCCCGGUUAAUUUACAAACUGAAUUAUACAUCACAAUUGUCCCAGAUUGGUGCUUUCUGAUGGGACUGCUGCGCGCCAAAUAAGUAUGACAAGUCAACCCGAACAUAAAGAACACACCACAAAACAGAGCCCUCUAAAUUAAGCUUUUCAAUACCUGAUCCGGUCGCAUUAACGAUUAUUUAUAGCAAACAGACGCACACACGAUCAAUUAACGGCUGCUGCAAAAAGAGAAUAUAAAGUAACAAACAAUAAAUGGUGAUAAAUUAUUCAUCGAUCCGAA
Messenger RNA from Armigeres subalbatus, 1872 nucleotides. RefSeq lists its product as uncharacterized. Bases 272 to 1162 code for a protein of 296 amino acids. The transcript is spliced from 2 exons. NCBI's taxonomy places the organism in Eukaryota, Metazoa, Arthropoda, Insecta, Diptera, Culicidae. The record is from RefSeq and is a predicted model, not a curated record.